AUGCCCAGGUUAUCAGCGCUAGAAGAGGACGUUGAAAAGAUCCUGAACGAAUACUCACGAACCGAAAACCUUGAAGCCUACAAAAUUUGGAAAAAGCGGAAGAACUUGGUGCUGAUGGCAAAGUGUAGAACGCUGUACCACUUAGGCAGCUAUCAAAAUGCGAUGGGUGCGGCGAGGCAACUGAGUGAUGGUGCGGAUUCGGAUGAGGAAAAAGCGGAAGUCGAAAGGGCAAUUGUCAGAAUGGCCAUAGCGACCGGGGAUGAAAAAGCGUUGGAAUCGGUGCUGGAGAAAGCUGUCGGGUUAUCGCAGAAUGAUGUGGUUUUUCAUAAGGCUCUUCGCGCCAUUUUUCACGGCAAUUUCACGCACGCGAUGGAUCACUUGAAGAAGGCGGUAGAUGCUGGGGAUAAUCGGAAUAAGGAAAUAUCACCACCAAAGCAGACUUGCUUUCAGGGUGCCAUUUGGAGAUCUAUGAUCCGUUCUAUGGAGACAUUAACAGUACACGCCUCGGGGACGCUAAAAAUCAUGGAAAGUUGGCUGAAAAAUGUGGAAAUGUGCCGAGCAAGGUGUCAUUACUGGCCAUACGGCCAAAAUGUAACUUUUGACGUCUGGCGCGAUGUCGCUCACGAAGAAUCGAUCAAAUUCGAUUGCGAAUUCAUCUACUCUGAAUGUUUCGAUUUUGCUGGAGACCUGGUUGAUCGAUAUUUGCAUGUACGAUUAAUUGAGACUGACUACAGGUCCGUUGAGCCCAAAGAACCUAACAACGACAAUGAAAAUAUGCAACCCGACGUCCAUAUCAUAGUCUUAGAUUCGGUAUCAUCGACCCAGGCGAGAAGAUCGCUUCCGAAAACGUUGAAAUUCCUUCAAAACAACAUGGGUGGGGUGCUGAUGCAUCAGCUGAAUCGGGUCGGGUCGAAUAGUGUGCCGAAUGGAUAUGCUUUCUUGACAGUAUCUCGUGGCCUGUUGGGCGGAUCUGCCGACCUCCCCGUCGAGUUCAGCUAUCAUGACUACUGCUACACCCACAUCGACAACAUCUCGAUUGUUUUUAAGGACUAUGAAAGACGGGGAUACAAAACGUUGUACAGUAUCGACUGGGGCGAUUUGUGGACGUACCCGGAUUGCCGGGGGUUCGAGAAGCAGGCUUUCACGCAUGAUGCCAGACCUAUCGUCGGCUCCCUUGAAGCAAGUCCGGAAUUUGAGAAAGAAUUGUUGGGAAAAUGUAUAGAGGAAUGGGCCCUGCUACUCGCAUACCAUUCCCAAUUUAUGAGAAGCUAUAAAAAGCACCCGAAAUUCGGGUUGACCUGGGUCACCGAGUUGGCACACAACAACGCCAAUUGGCUGUGGUAUUCGGAUCAGAUUUUUGAGAAAUUCUUCCGUGACAACGAAAAAGCCUUGGAAAACUCCUUUGUAUUUUUCAUGGGAGAUCAUGGGCUGAGGUUUGGGCAGUGGCUCGACACCACCCUCGGCAAACGCGAAAUCAACAACCCAAUGCUGGUGGUUACCGUACCCAAAUGGUUACGAGGGAACAAAGAAUUAAUGGCGAACCUGAACCACAAUUCCGUGAAAUUGUUAACUCACUAUGAUGUAACUUGCGGCACCAUUCCAGUUACGGAUGACUAUUGCCUGUGUAAAUAUGAAAAGCUGAAAAAAAAAUCUUCUUAUUUUGAGCCGAUGGCUCGCUAUGUGGUCGCUGAAAUCAACAGAAAACUGGAAUCCGAGGGAAUAGCUGAAGAUUGCGAGGAAUUGACGCUUAAUAAGGUCGAAGACGUCCAAGCCUAUGUCCCGGAAAAAGAGCUACGAAUCUACGAGAUUGAAUUUACAGUCGAUCCAAAUUCAGCACGAUACAGGGCUUUGGUGCAGGGCGUGCCGGACAGCGGGGUUUUUCAAUAUUCGGGGCACGCGAAUCGACUUGACGCCUACGGGAAGACGGCCGAUUGUGUGGCCAAGAAGAAGCCGGCGAUGCGACCGUUUUGCUAUUGCAGAGAU
This is a messenger RNA of Mesorhabditis spiculigera, 1983 nucleotides long. The record is from the annotation of a GenBank genome assembly. NCBI's taxonomy places the organism in Eukaryota, Metazoa, Nematoda, Chromadorea, Rhabditida, Rhabditidae.